AUGGAGGUAACGUAUUCGGCGACUCUAGAUGCACCCAUCUUCUCCUCUCAAACUGACCUCGCGCAGGAUAAUAGAGUUGUUAAGAGGGCAGCAGUCUUUCGGGCGCCGCCGCCGAUGUCUCCGGUGCGACCGCAGGCGCCGCCGCCGCCGCCGCCGCCGCCACCGCCGCCUCCACCGACGUCGGCGGGGUUUCUGCAGGCGGAGGCGGCGGCGAUGGCGGAGGCAGAGGCACAGGGAGCCGCCGUCUCCCGCGUCACGACGCAGUGGCGCUCGGGGGCGCACCAGCUGCAGCGGCAGCCAUGCGGCUCUGGCGAUGCCCUCGCGUGCAACGUGGCGGACCUGGAGCGUAACGGCAGAGGAGGGUCUGCGUUCCUCAGCCGCUCCACAAGUCCACCCACCAAACAACAGCCCCCGCGGCUGGCUGCCAUCCGUCAUCAGAUGAUGGCUAUUAAGAAGCUGGAAACUUCGGCCAUCGUUUUCUACAGCUUAAUUCAUGAUGGCUCCAAUCCCAGUUACUCCAUAAAACGACAGACAGCACCUUCUUUGGCUGCCCCCCUCGCCGGCUCUGCUCCGCAACACGGCCGCCGCCUUCAAGAGCACACAGCCCGCCACGUGAUUGAUUACUGCGGCGAGCGCGGCGUGCGGACAUUAAGGAGGAGCAUUAAAACGUCCGUCCAGCCGCCCCUCCGUGGCCGGAGCCAGCUUAUGCAGCGACCCCCGCGCUGCUCCGCGGCUGACCUUACCACUCACUCACUCACCCACGGCUCGCUACACGGCGCCGCCAUUCAUCCCACCUACUCGCUCCUGCACUGCUGUCUCGCCUUCAGGCCCUUCUCCUCUUCGGCGGGGCAUAUUUUCCACUAUGUAAUCGUAUAG
Molecule: messenger RNA, 876 nt
Organism: Schistocerca gregaria
Lineage: Eukaryota; Metazoa; Arthropoda; Insecta; Orthoptera; Acrididae
Exons: 4
Coding region: 1-876 (291 amino acids)
Source: RefSeq, a predicted model, not a curated record